This is a messenger RNA of Toxotes jaculatrix (banded archerfish), 4514 nucleotides long. RefSeq names its product eph receptor B6 (gene ephb6). Gene Ontology annotation, biological process: central nervous system projection neuron axonogenesis; axon guidance; protein phosphorylation. Gene Ontology annotation, cellular component: plasma membrane; neuron projection. Bases 54 to 3158 code for a protein of 1034 amino acids. Gene Ontology annotation, molecular function: transmembrane-ephrin receptor activity; protein binding; ATP binding. The record is from RefSeq and is a predicted model, not a curated record. The transcript has 18 exons. NCBI's taxonomy places the organism in Eukaryota, Metazoa, Chordata, Actinopteri, Toxotidae.
UUCAUGCUCUCUCCCUCCCUCUCUCUCUCUGUCAGUGUCAUUCUGUAGUGGAGAUGUGGAGUGUCUUUCUGUCUCUCUGUCUGUUUUUCCAGCCUAAUUCAGCGGAGGAAGUGAUGUUGCUGGACACAACAGAGUCUACCUCAGAGCUGGGCUGGACCACCUAUCCAGACACAGGGUGGGACGAGGUCAGUGUCCUGGACGACCGGGGGAAGCUCAUACGAACCUUCGAGGUCUGCAAUGUCAACCAAAAUCCCCGUCUGCAGGACAACUGGUUGGCUACGCCUUUCCUGUACCGCCACUCGGCUCCACGGGUGUUCGUCACGUUGCGUUUCUCGGUGCGUGAUUGCGCCAGCCUGCGAUCACCAUCACCCACCUGCCGAGAGACACUCACCCUGUACUACAAACAGGCCAACUCCCAGAGGGAGCUGGAGAGGACCUGGGUAGCUGAGCCAUCCAGCAAGGAGAAGGAAACCAGGGAGGGCUGGGUGAAGAUUGACACCAUUGCAGCUGAUAAGAGUUUCUCCAAGGUGGAGCCCAGUUCACCUCACCAGUACCAACCAAACAGAUACAGCCGAAUCAAUGUCAAGACACGCAGCUUUGCCCCUCUCACACGCAAUGGAUUUGUUCUGGCUAUUGUUGACAGUGGAGCUUGUGUUUCCCUCAUGGGUGUGUCUAUCUUCUACCGGCGCUGUCCAGCCACCAGUCUCUACUUGGCGUCCUACCCCGCGACACCCUCAGGGGCAGAACCGACAGCCUUGGUGCCCGUGAAUGGGACAUGUGUCGCCCACAGUAAAGCACAGGGAGGCACACACCCUCGUAUGCACUGCAAUGCUGAAGGAGAGUGGAUGGUACCUGUUGGAGGAUGUGUCUGCGAUGAGGGCUAUGAGCCAAACCUCAAUGGAUCUGCCUGCUUGGCCUGUCCUGUGGGCUACUUCAAGUCUGUUUCGGGCUCGGUUCCUUGCUCGGUGUGUCCCCCCAACAGUAGAACCAGCCAGGAGGGAUCAAGAGUGUGUGAAUGUCGCAGUGGCUUUUACCGUGCAGCCAACGAUGCCAACUCUUCUGCCUGCACAACUCCUCCCUCUGCACCGGUGUCUCUCUCUUGGGAGUAUGAGAGCGGUGAUGGUGGGGUGUCCUUAAGGUGGCGCCCUCCAGUGGACAUGGGAGGCCGCAGUGAAGUGUGGUAUGGGGUGGUGUGUCGGAUCUGCCCCUCACCCACAUUCACCAACCCGGCAUCAUGCUCCUGGUGUGGGGAGGGCGUCACCUUCAGUCCCUCCCAGACGAACCUGAAACAAACCAAGGUCACCCUUAACAACCUGCUGACCAGAGUCACUUAUCUCAUACAGGUGCAAGCCAUGAAUGAAGUGUCAGCUUUGAGUCCUUUUUCAGCUCGAUACGCAAGCAUCAAUUUCACUACAAGCCAGUCAGUUCCCAGUACAGUUCCCAUGAUGCACCAGCUGAGUAGAGCCCCAGACUCCAUUACUCUUUCAUGGCCUCAGCCAGACCGGCCCAAUGGAGACAUCCUGGAGUAUCAACUCAGAUACUAUGAUAAGGGUUCAGAUGUGGACAGUGCUGUGAGUGUGUACAGUGAGACCAACACCGUGACCGUCAACUCUCUGAUUCCCGGCUCCAUCUAUGCCUUCCAGAUCAGAGCUCGAAAUGAACGAGGCUACGGCCCCUACAGCAACACCAUCUACUUCACCACACUGCCUCUGGAGGAACAUUCACAGCAGAUCCAGAAUCGGCUUCCUCUGCUGGUGGGGUCAGUGAUGGGUGGAGCAGCAUUUCUCCUUGUUGUGGCAGCCAUUGUUGUCGUGGUGGUAUUUCGCAGUAAGAGGAGGGAGAGUCCGUACAGCGACAGACUCCAGAGGUACAUUAGUAACCGAGGUGGAGUAAAAUAUUACGUGGACCCAUCCACUUAUGAGGACCCCAGUGAGGCGGUCAAAGAGUUCGCCCGUGAGAUAGAUCCCACCCACCUCAAGAUUGAAGAGGUGAUCGGUUCAGCUCAGUUUGGUGAGGUUUCCAGAGGUCGUUACCGUCCUAUGGGUCGCAGGGAGGUGCUGGUAGCGGUGAAGACUCUUCGCUGGGGGGCGUCCGACAGGGAGAGAGGGAUGUUUCUCAGUGAAGCAGGGGUCUUGGGCCAGUUUGACCACCCCAACGUCCUGAAGCUGGAAGGUGUGGUCACUCGUAGCCCUCCAGAGAGGAUCAUCACUGAAUUUAUGGAGAACGGGCCACUGGAUGCAUUCCUCAGGGAAAAUGAGGGCCAGUUCAGCGUCCUCCAGCUUGUUGGGAUGCUCAGAGGGGUUGGUGCAGGGAUGCGUUACCUCUCUGAGAGAAAUUUUGUCCACCGGGACCUGGCAGCCAGAAACGUGCUGGUCAACUCCAACCUGGUGUGUAAAGUGUCUGACUUUGGCCUGUCCCGACUCAUGAGGGGCCUGGACCACAACAUACCUACAUACACUGCCUCACUGGUAGGUUCUGGGAGAGGGAAUUUCUUUGGUGUGGUUUCUUUAACCAUCGCUUCACUGCUUCUGUCUUUGUCCUCUAUUGUUCUCCAUCAGGGCAGCAAGAUUCCUGUGAGGUGGACAGCACCAGAAGCUUUUCAGCAUCGCAAGUUCAGCUCAGCCAGUGAUGUCUGGAGCUUUGGCAUACUGAUGUGGGAAGUGAUGUCAUACGGAGAGCGUCCAUACUGGGACAUGAGCAAUCAAGAAGUGAUGAAGGCAGUAGCAGACCAGUAUCGUCUCCCUGCCCCCCACAACUGCCCCCCUGCCCUCCACUCUCUAAUGCUUAAGUGCUGGCAGGCCGAUCGAGGGGACCGGCCAGGCUUCGACACCCUCCUGUCCUCCUUGGAUAGGCUCAUCAGACACCCUGCCUCCCUCAAGGCGGAGCCAACUCGAAGCUGUUCUCAGACGCUGCUCAGCCCCACCCCCACAGACUUAUCAUCAGUGGCGACAGUCAGUGAUUGGCUGAAGGUGUUGAGGAUGGAGAGGUAUCAGGAUGAGUUUGAUCGGGCACACCUGGACACUUUAGACAGAGUCAGCAAGCUCAACAUGGAUGAUGUCCAGAAUCUUGGAGUGAACCUGCUGGGACACCAGAGGAAGAUCGUCAGUGCGGCCCAGCAGCUCAGGGCCCAUCUGACGCAGGGACAGGUGGAGGUGUGAAUUCAGAACAGAACAACCUGUACCAUGGAUAUCUAUGGUUUUCACAUUCUUCUGCUUGUUGUGUCUGGUUUCUGCAACACGGAUGUUAUGUUCACAGAGCACAUUUUAAGCCAAAAGAAAAAGAGAAUCAGCCUAGAGAGUUGCUGUGUACUCUGAUAAACCUGACACUACAACCAGAAGGGAUGAAAAAGAAGAUCGGAUUUUUUCUUCCAGUCACUCAAGACAAAUAACAGAACAGCGAUGCGCCAUGGGAGCUGGAGUCCGGGUUAAAGUGAGUUUAGGGAGUUGCUAAGGAGAAUGAGGACCUAAAUGUUUCCUCAAAGUUUUUCACUAGAUUUCACUGUACUGUUGUCUGCCUUCUUCCCUCCUCACCCAUCUUCAGUCCUAACCCCUCCCCCCACACCCACCCCGCCCCCAUCCUCCAUUGAGUACAAUAAAACUUAUAAAAUAUUUUUUGUCAAAAUGCUUAUGGAGAUCUCUCCUCACAAAGAAUUGCGUGAAGACAAUCAAAGCCUUUUUCUAAUAUUUUUUGAGUUUUUGUAAAGUUUUUAUCAUUUCUUCUCUACUUAACACACCAAAUGCUAAAAACAGAAAACAGUGUACUACCUAGCAGCCUAUGGUUUGUCUCAUUAAGGUCUUACCAUUAGCUUUCAGAAAAUUUUGUAGUUUGCUCAAUAUUGAAAUAAAAUGCUAUUAAUCACAAGUCCAAAGUCAGUACCACAAACCAUUCAUAUAUAACAAAAGGUUAUAUAUGAAUCACUGCCCUGAAAUUGGGGAAACAAAAACUAAACAAAAAGAUGCUUUUAAAAACUUUAAGCCAUGUUUUUCCUUGUUUAAUAGACAUAUCCAUGGUCUGAGAGCUGCCCUGUUUGUAUGACUCACUCCCACUGUGGGGCCUCUUAUAUACUGUCAAAUUCUACAAGUAUCACCUCCGCUGCAAACACAAAUGUCCAUCUGUGGACAGCACUCACCUUUAUGUGUACAUUUCACACUUCACCUCUUUUGGUUUGAUUGCUUGAGUAAAGACACUGAGUCGUUGAGAUAUUGUGAGUGUGUGAAGUGGGAAAGAUGGACAAAAUCUGAUCUGAUUUACACUUGAAGGAAGGAGGCGAAAUGCUUUGGAAGUAUGUACCUGUGUGUCUGUAACCUGUGUGCCGUAUAUGAGGCUGUGUUAAUAUGUACAUCAGGUACUGUAUAUGCUGUACAUGAUGCUGUAUGUAUGUGCGUGUGUGUGUGCGUGCAUGUGUGUGUGUUUGAGACAGGUGUGUCAGGCUACACACAUUAUUAGCUGUGUUUACUUGUAUGAGUGUUCACCACUAUUCCAUUAUUGUGCAAAUUUGUAAAAUAAAUGAUAUG